Leptonychotes weddellii (Weddell seal) is the source of this 6214-nucleotide messenger RNA. NCBI's taxonomy places the organism in Eukaryota, Metazoa, Chordata, Mammalia, Carnivora, Phocidae. The record is from RefSeq and is a predicted model, not a curated record.
GGAGCAGAAGGACCUCAGCAAUACUACCUCAAAGCGGGAUGAAUGCCUCCAAGUGAAAGCAGUCAAGGCAGAGAAGCCCAUGCAGACAUCUCAGCCAAGCCCUGGUGGUCAGUCUUCAUGCAGCAACCAACAGUCCCCCAUCAGCAACUAUUCCAGCAGUGGGCUCGAGCUUCCUCUGACCGACGGAGGUGGUGUGGGGGACCUCGGCGCCAUCGACGAAACCCCAGUCAUGGACUCGACCAUUUCCACGGCCACCACCGCCCUGGCCUUGCAAGCCAGGAGGAACCCGGCAGGGACCAAAUGGAUGGAGCACGUAAAACUAGAAAGGCUCAAACAAGUGAAUGGAAUGCUUCCACGACUGAACCCCGUCCUACCCCCCAAAGCCCCUGCAGUGUCUCCUCUCAUGGGAAACGGCACGCAGCCCAGUACCAGCUGCAGCUUGGGCGGGCCCGUGACUCUUCUCCCGAACAGAAGCGACCUUUCGGGCGUGGACAUCACCAUGUUGAACAUGCUCAACCGGAGGGACAGCAACACCAGCACCAUCAGCUCUGCCUACCUGAGCAGCCGCCGCUCCUCGGGCAUCUCCCCCUGCUUCUCCAGCCGGAGAUCCAGCGAGGCGUCCCAGGCCGAGGGCCGGCCCCAGAACGUGAGCGUGGCCGACUCCUAUGACCCCAUCUCCACCGACGCCUCGCGCAGGUCCAGCGAGGCCAGCCAGGGAGACGGGCUGCCCGGCCUGCUCAGCCUCACGCCAGCACAGCAAUACCGCCUGAAAGCCAAGUACGCGGCAGCCACGGGCGGUCCGCCCCCCACCCCGCUGCCCAACAUGGAGAGGAUGAGCCUGAAGACCAGGAUGGCCCUGCUCGGGGACAGCAGGGAGCCCGCGGGGGCCCUGCCCCCCGUGCACCCUCCGCGGAGGUGUAGCGACGGGGGCUCCCACGGUCACGGCCGCCGCCCUCUGCUGCCCGCCGACGGGCUGGGCAACGGCGUGAGGAGGGCCAGCGACCCGGUGAGGACGGUGUCCGAGAGCCUCUCCCUGCCGCGGGUGCAGCGCUUUAGCAGCCUGCAGAGCUUCAGCCCUCCAGCGCUGCCUCCCUCCCUGGAAAAGCGCAACUUCGUGCUUCAGAACUACCCGCGGCCCGAGGGCGGCCAGCCCCGCCACUUCCCGGCGUCUCCCUGUCCGCCGAGCAUUACCGAGAACGUCACCCUGGAGUCCCUGACCAUGGACGCCGAGCUGAACCUGAACGAGGAGGAUUUCUUGCCCGACGACGUGGUGCAGUAUUUAAAUGCCCAGACCCAGGCAGGGUAUGAGCAGCCCUUCCAAAGUGCCGUCUCCGAUGACGGCAAAGUGCCCCACGGGCCCGGCCUGGGGAGUGGGCAUGGAGACUUUGACGCCCCCGGGCUGCCAGACGGCCACGGCGGCCACGCCAGCCACGCCAGCCAGCAGUACCGACCGCUCGAGCAGCCUUGCCCAGAAGCCAGCAAAUCCGACCUGCCCAUUCAGUGGAACGAGGUCAGCUCCGGCAGCACCGACCUGUGCUCUUCCAAGCUGAAAUGUGGCCACCGGGCCGCGGCGCAGCAGGCCCGAGCCUUCGGCUUCUACAACAACGCGGGCGUCCACCCGCAGCAUCCCUUGAGGGGCGGGGCCGGCCCCACCGGGGGGUACCCGGCCCUCGCUGAGCCCGGCAGCUCCUACGGCAGCCCAGAGCACUUGGUGAGCCACAGCAGUGGAGGCGGUGGGCCUGGCACCAGCGGGAGCGCCUUCCACGAACAGCCCUACAAGGCCCAGCCGUAUGGAAACUGCCUCAACAGGCAGCCCGGGGGCCCCGGCCUGCUCGACGGGGCCUGUGGUGCCGGGAUUCAAGCGGCAAAGUUGAAAAGCGCCACAGGGCCGGCGAACGGGAGCCAGCCAGAUUUUGGCCUGUCGGUGGCGCCCAACGAAUCAGCGGGCGGUGCCGUGAGUGGCGUGGCGCCCCAGGACCUGGUGGGCCAGGGGUACCCGGCCCCUCAGCUGCUCAGUGACCGCGCCGGCCAGCAGAUGCUAGGGCAGGUUAGCGCUACCUCACACACCAACAUCUGUCAAGGGCCGGAGAGCGGCCUGCCGGGGCACCCCUGUCUCGGCAGCCAGCCGUCCAGCUUGGCAGCUUCCAGGGGCUACCAGGCGUGUGCUGGCUACGGGGGCAUCAGGCGCCAGGCCGUGCUGAGGGGCAGCCUCACUGUGCAGCAGGGACAGCUCAGUGACACCAGUCAGACCUGCAGGGUGAAUGGCGUCAAGAUGGAGAUGCACGGGCAGCCCCAUCCGCUCUGUUCGAACGCGCAGAGUUACUCUGGUCAGUUCUAUGACCAAACCGUUGGCUUCAGUCAGCAGCAAGACAUGAAAACUGGUUCAUUCUCCAUUUCAGAAGCCAACUGCCUGCUACCGGGGGCCAGCGCCGAAAACUCUGAAUUACUCUCCCCGGGUGCUAACCAGGUGACGAGCACGGUUGACAGCCUCGACAGCCAUGACCUGGAAGGGGUGCAGAUUGACUUCGACGCUAUCAUAGACGACGGGGACCACGCCAGCCUGCUGUCAGGAGCCCUGAGCCCCAGUAUCAUUCAGAACCUUUCCCACAGCUCCUCCCGCCUCACAACGCCGCGCGCGUCCCUCCCACUGCCCGUGCUGUCGGUGAGCACCACCAACAUGGCCAUCGGGGACAUGAGCUCCUUGCUGACCUCCCUCGCGGAAGAAAGCAAAUUCCUUGCAGUGAUGCAGUAGGUGUUAGGAGAAAGGCUGCCAACCAGCGUGAAACUUUAGCAGUUUAAAAGAUUAAAUGGACUCGGUUUCUUGCUGGUUUCUUGUUUUGUUGUUAUUGUUGCUGUUGUUGUUUUUGUUUUUUUUAGUCCUGUAUGUAUUUUAGCAAUCUCAUCUCACCUAACUGGGAUGUGUUUCAAGUAUAUUCCUUUUAUGGAAAAGGACUCUGAACAACCCUAAAGUAUUCUAGGGAGAAACUGUCUUCCAUUUCAGUUUUGAAUCAGUAUUGUUACACUCGAAUCAUCCUCUUUGUUUCCUUUUUUUUUUUUUUUAACUGUAAGCCCGCCCCUCCCCCUUUUUUAGUAAACCAGUGUAAAUGUGUGAUGUGCAUGUUCUUCUUUUCCAAGAGGGGUCAAACGAGAGGAUUUGACAUGUUUCUCUGUUACUCAAAGGAAAUCGGAGUUGGUGUGCUUUGGACCAAGGGGUUACGCUUCCAGCUUUUUAAAUUUUCCUUUACAUGUGCUCUAUGUUUCUUUUUGUUUUUUGUUUUCUUGGGUGUUUUUUUGGUUGUUGGGUUUUUUUGUUUGUUUUUGUUUUUUGGUAAUUCCCACAUUGGGCACAAGAAUCAGAUUAUGGAUAGUGAGUUGAAGAAUCCUUUGUGGGUGGGCUCUAGCAGACAUGACCAAUUUUUGACGCACCCCUCCACCCCCACUCAGGUCAGGGCAUGCUUUCAGUGGUUGCACACAAGCGGAAAUUUGGGGCUCUGGCAGAUGAACGAGUUUGCUCACGGUUGGGGUUUAGAAUUCCUCCCGUCCGUCUGUGUGCUCAGGGCAGGUCCGUCUAUGUGCUCACGUCUCAGUUGUCCACGUCGCUUCUCCUCCCUCUGUCUCUACGACCGCUCCAUGUUGCUCGGCACUCCAGGGAGAGAGGGGAAGGGCAGUGGGUCUGUGACUUCUAUCUGUUCUGGCAAGAAGUUAGGUAGAUUGUUGAGUGAAGCUACUGGAUAGAAAUAGUUUGGGGAACAUUUGUGGGUUUGCUGUAUUUGUUGAUUAUAAUUCCAGCUCUUCACCUGUUAUCAUAGAUAACCGAGAAUUGAUUAUAUAUAGUUCUAAGUAUUUAGGUAUUUAAUAAAUGACCCUGCAACUGGCUCUUUCAUUAACAUACGUUAAUUCCACUAUAGCGAAGGAGUAUUUCUAUUCUAAGUACCCUAUUUUAAGGGAUUUAUAAAACUUAGUUGUAAAGGAAAAAGCUCACAUACAAUGACAUUUGGAAUAAAUCACCUUGACCGUUGUUAGUAUUUGAAAGCACUAGGGAGGAUGGUUAGUAGAUGUGUGGAUGCCUUUUCUUACACCCUAGCUAUUAAAUGAUGCAUCCAUUUAAGUUAAAUGUUCUAGGCAGUGAGUCCUUCAUGCGGACUGAAUUUGUACUUUCGUUUUGGAUUAAAACAUUUAAAGACUAAAAAAGUGCAGCUACUUGCCAUGUGCAGCUAAUACACAUAAAAGACAUACUAUGUGUGUACAGAGUACAUGGAUUAUCCAGCAUUUUACAUUUAAAAAUAUGUAAACUAUUAAAAAUAAAGUACUAACACCUCAGACUACCUGCUCUUUUUUGUCCCAUUGACCCUGGAAGUUGGAUUUAUCCAAAGUGACUCAUGAGUCAGUUGUGUGGCUUUUUCCCCUUUAUUCCUGCCAUUUAAAUUAGUAUUCGACAAAGUCAAGUAAAAUAAAACAUGAAAUGAUAGGAAAAAAUGUUAGCACCAGCCCAUUUUUCUCACAUUCAUGAUCUCUCAUUUGGGCCAAGAAACUCAGCGUGGAGGUAAAUUUGCCCUUUGGGACUUUGUGGCUAAGAAAGUCGGGUUUGCUUUCGACCGAAUGUUCCUGAAACCGUUGGGAGGGGUGCUGAGACUUCUCCCACUGCUCCCCACCCCCAUCCGGCACCGGCUUUUAAGUCAAAGGACGCAUCUGGCUUUGGAACAGAGCCCCAAAGCAAAAGACAGUCACUGGCGUGAGCUCAGUGGAGUGGCGUCUACCACUUGGCAACAGAAAAGAGCCAGGCUCUUUCUGUGUUCCUCAAACAGGUCAUGACCCAGUCACAAAAUCAGUGGUCCGUUCCCUGAAUCUCCUUUUUCCACAAACAGCAGAAUCUCUGCGCCCUGAUCUGAUCUUAUGAGCUCUCACGGUUUGGCCUGGCCCUGCUCUUGGUUUCCAAUCUUGGGACCUGGGCGUUCUGCAGCCUGCUGAGUGAGGACAGUGGUCCCCGGGACCACCUUGCCCUCCUCCUCCAUCAGAGUCCCUCCCCAGUAAAACUCCCAGAUGUGACCUGCACUUCACAAUUACCCUAAGUUCCUACUUUGCCUGCCCUCCGUGGAAGGACGGACAGCAGCUGGGGGAGGACUGUUGUCAUCCUGUGCCUCUGCUUUGUCCUGUGGUUUCAGGUGUUUCUCUGCGUGGCUCCCUUUCUUCACCUUUUCAUACUUGGUUUCCUUCCUUCCGCCCUUAGGUUUGCAGAGAUAGUCCUACUUCAAUGCAGUCUUUGGCUUCUCUCUGUGGAAAUCUCAGAAAGACGGGGAAGCGGGGGGAGGGAGAAGGAAAGUGUACUUCUCCAGGAGUGCCACGAUGUGACCCAACAGUCAGUGGAAGGGAGGUCUGUUGGGGCCACUUGGAAGCCUUCCGUCUGUAGACUUGGCAUCUCCUCGGGCAGGACCCACCCCCAGCCUCCAGCCUCCAGCCUCCUCCCCACUUCUCCGACCCUCGCGUUGGAGGGUGACUACAGCAACUCACUGGGGUCCCAGCAUACUUCUCAAUGCAGGCUCGUACAUGCUACUCCUAUUGAACGUCUGUGCGAACCGUGUGUUUAUUUGUUAAACCGUUUUGUUUUAUUUCCUAAAGAGCUAAUGAGACUGCACCUGCUCCUCAUACGUUGGCUCGUCCUCUUGAGCCACAGAGUUGUGAUUCUUGCGAUGUAUGUGCCUUAUUUUACGUUGAUCUUGUCAAUGCGAGGGACCAGUUGGUGUUGCCCGAUCGCAGCUCGAGGCCGCGCGCUCCCGGGCCAGCCAAGAGCACACGAUCGGAGCGGAGUCUGAGCUGUCUUGGAACCUGGUUUCCCGUGUUGUUUUGAACUGAUGGAGGAUGUUCUCUUCUGACCAGUUACUGUUGUGUAUCCCGCAAACGUGUAAAAUAAAAGACAAGUUCAUUUUUUUUUCACCUUUUUUAGAUUUUUAAAAAAUAAAAUGUGUAAUCCUUUUUUAAAAGAAACACAUGUAAAUACAUUUAAGUAUUGUAGGCAUAGUGUUUGGAUGUGGCCGGCCCUGGGCCUUCUCAGAUCAGCCUGCAGCCAUGCGAUGCCCCCGCGCCCACCUCAUGCCCAGGGCCACAGUCCUGCCACACGUGGACUCUACUUUUGCUUUCAGAACCACCUAGUCCUUUUGUAACAAAAAGAAAGAACAAUGUUUCUUACAAUGUCAAUAAAAAACACUUUGUACUGAAA